UUGAAGAUCGUUGGCGGAACAAUCACCUCCGACGGCCCCGCGCGAAACGAAACCGAUGCUGCUCAAAUCCGUCGCAUCCGCCAUUAAUGGCCGCGAGCUCCGAAGAACACUCUCCUCCUCCUCCUCUCCCUUCACGGCGGGGGUGCGGUGCUCUUCUCAUGGCCGCCGCAGAGUCAUCGACGUGGCCGCCAAGGACGGCGAGCUCCGCGUCUUCCUCGUCGCCGGCGAGGUCUCCGGCGACGCCCUCGCCUCCCGCCUCAUGGCCUCCCUCAAGAACGUCUCCCCCGUCCCCGUCCGCUUCGCCGGAGUCGGAGGGUCAUUGAUGCACAAGGAAGGCUUGCAAUCUAUCUUUCCCAUGGAAGAAAUUGCAGUGAUGGGUUUGUGGGAAUUGUUGCCACACCUAAAUAACAUUAGGAUUAAGCUAAAGGAUACUACAGAAUCAGCUAUAUUAUUCCAACCUCAUGUUGUUGUGACAGUUGACUCAAAAGGAUUCUCUUUCCGCUUUUUGAAACUGCUCCAAGGUAGAUACAUACAAAAUACUAACAGUCCUGUACAUGUUCACUAUGUUGCGCCAUCAUUCUGGGCAUGGAAGGGUGGUGAAACUAGGCUUACGCAUCUACGCCACUUCGUGGACCAUAUCUUGUGUAUACUUCCAUUUGAAGAAGAAAUAUGCCGAUUAAAUGGAUUACCAGCUACAUACGUGGGCCAUCCCUUGUUGGAAGAUGUCGUAUUCUCAAGUAAGGAGUUGGAAUCAUCAUUUGAUAAAUGCAAGUUUCAAGGAAAUGUUGAAGCUUUUCGACAGGAAAAUGGAUUAUCCUCAGGACAUGGCUUACCAACUAAGUCUUUCCAUCAAUUGAAACAAAAUUUAUAUUUUACAGAGUCCACAAUCAUUACCUUACUACCUGGAAGCAGGUUACAGGAGGUUACUCGCAUGCUUCCCAUCUUCUUGAAGACAGUGGAAUUCCUAAAAAAUUCAAUCCCUGAGCUCUCAACUAUCAUUCCUGUCGCACCCAACUGCCGUGUGGAGACUUAUAUUAACAACGCUAUUCGGACGUGGCCUCUUCGCGCUAUAUUGAUACCUGGGGAAUCAAUAGAGAAAAAGUAUGAGGCUUUCAGGGCUAGUAGAGCUGCAUUAUGCACUUCUGGUUCAGCUGUUAUGGAGCUUAUGCUGGCAGGACUUCCUAGUGUGGUUGCGUAUCGAGCUCAUUUCAUCACGGAGUGUAUUGUCAAAUUAAGGACGAAGCUAAAUUUUAUUUCGCUUCCCAACAUACUUUUGGAGUCAGCUGUUAUACCAGAAGUGCUUUUUCGUGCUUGCACAUCUGAUAAUCUAGUCAGAAAACUUAGGGAAGUACUCUUCAAUGACGAAGUUCGUCGACUGCAGAUUUCAUCUGCUGAAGAGGUCCUUCAAAUUCUGCACAAUCCGAUCGCGCAGCGCAGCAAUUCAAUACUCGACCAGUUAGGUUUUUCCUCGUAUAAAUGCUGCCCUAGCAUGAUUGCCGCAUCAACGGUGCUUUACGCAGAAAAGCUGCAAAAAAGCCAUGGGUUAGACUCAAAUUUUGCUCCUUAGAUGUUAGAGAAAGAUUAAUCAUGCAAUAGUAUUCUCUUUUUUCCGUCGCAAUUCCUGCAAUAUCUUGGAUUUGCAUCAGAUGCCCAUUUCCUGCAAUAUCUUCAAAUACUUGUUAGUGCAAAAGUUGCAUUUGUGUUACUUGUCUACAACCUCCGAAUCCGAAUAUACUUAAAAUUUUUUAGGUUUGUUUUUCACAAUGGUGCUGUACACAUUGUUUUUAUUUUUGAUUUAAUAGCAGAUAAAUGCUGUUUACUGUAUCCAUUAUUUUCCUUAAUUCUUGUAGUAGUAAGAGUUGUUGCUUGUUUGGAAUUUGACUAUGCUAAAAUAAACUACCAUUCAUUGGUGACUAA
Ananas comosus (pineapple) is the source of this 1917-nucleotide messenger RNA. Its product is annotated as probable lipid-A-disaccharide synthase, mitochondrial. The record is from RefSeq and is a predicted model, not a curated record. The coding region runs from base 56 to 1567 and encodes 503 amino acids. Gene Ontology annotation, biological process: lipid A biosynthetic process. Lineage: Eukaryota; Viridiplantae; Streptophyta; Magnoliopsida; Poales; Bromeliaceae. The transcript is spliced from 8 exons. Gene Ontology annotation, molecular function: lipid-A-disaccharide synthase activity; phospholipid binding.